Messenger RNA from Agelaius phoeniceus (red-winged blackbird), 879 nucleotides. The record is from RefSeq and is a predicted model, not a curated record. NCBI's taxonomy places the organism in Eukaryota, Metazoa, Chordata, Aves, Passeriformes, Icteridae.
AUGCCCUGAGGGAGACCCGUAGGUACAACGUGGGGGACAAGGAGGCUCUGGGCACCAGCCCGGCCGCGCUGGAGCACUUCCACAUGAAACUGUUCCGUGCCCAGAGGAACCUGUACCUGGCUGGCUUCGCCCUGCUGCUCUCCUUCCUCCUGAGGCGCCUGGUGACGCUGAUCUCGGCCCAGGCUGCCCUGGGUGCCUCCAGCCAAGCGUUCCGCAAGCAGGCCGAGGGCGCCAGCCAGGCCGCACGGCAGUACCUGGAGGACAACGACGCCCUCAGGAAGCAACUGAAGGAGUCUGGGGCCCCGUCCCCCACCCGGGACGAGAAUGAGACCCUCAAGGCCAAGGUGGAGUCACUGAAGGAGGAGCUGGAGCUCAGCAAGAAGGCUCUGGAGAAGGCCGAGAGCGAGGUGCAGGCCAUGAGGCGCCAGGCCCAGGGCCUGACCCGCGAGUACGAUCGGCUGCUGGAGGAGCACGCCAGGCUGCAGGCCGCCCACGACGGACCCCGGGACAAGAAGGAGGAGUGAGGGGCGGGGCCACGUUGAGACCACGCCCACAAACAGCUUCAAACCACGCCCACAACGGUUGUAAACCCCGCCCCUGGGACCAGGCCACGCCCCCAACAGCCUCUUCCGGACCAAGCCCCGCCCUCAUGACAAGGCCACGCCCUCAACACCAUAUUUGGGGGGGUUCUGGUGUCAUUUUUGGGACCUUUCACCCUUUUUUUGGGGUCCAAAUCUCAUUUUUCGGGGGGUCCAAGCCUCGUUUUGGGGAGGCUGAACCCCCCCUUUUGUCCCCCCCUCUUCCCAGGGGGUUUUUUGGGGGGGCAAUGGGGACCCCUCUCCUUUUUUUCGGCUUCAAUAAAAUCACCUCGGGUUGGGA